GGCAGCCUCGGGCUGAAUGGCGGUGGAGCGGGUGCAGCCGGGACCGUGGCCGGAACGCAGUGAUCUGUGGACGGGAGCAGGGCGGGCGGGGCCGGGGUGCCAGACCCAGCGCCACCCGAACGCGAUUGUGGGGCGGCUUCGGGGCUGAGAGAAAGGAGCGCGUUGGCCCGACUGUGCGUGUGUCCCGGACGCCGCCUCCAUUCGGUGGCAGAUGUCGGGGUUCCACCAGGAGCGAGAUGACCUCGAUCUUGCGAAGCCCUCAGGCUCUGCAGCUCACCCUGGCCCUCAUCAAGCCUGAUGCCGUCGCUCACCCACUGAUUCUGGAGGCUGUCCAUCAGCAGAUUCUGAGCAACAGGCUCCUCAUUGUGCGAAGGAGAGAGCUGGUGUGGAGGAGAGAAGACUGCCGCCGGUUCUACCGGGAGCACGAAGGGCGCUUCUUCUACCAGCGGCUGGUUGAGUUCAUGGCCAGCGGGCCCAUCCAGGCCUACAUCCUCGCUCACCCGGAUGCCAUCCAGCUCUGGAGGACGCUGAUGGGGCCCACCAGGGUGUUCCGAGCUCGCCACGUGGCCCCCGACUCCAUCCGGGGGAGUUUCGGCCUCACCGACACCCGCAACACCACCCACGGCUCCGACUCCGUGGCCUCCGCCAGCAGAGAGAUCGCGGCCUUCUUCCCCGACUUCAGCGAGCAGCGCUGGUACGAGGAGGAGGAGCCGCAGUGGCGCUGGGGUUCCGUGCGCUACAGUCCGGAAGGGGGUGUCCACUGCGCAGCCAGCACAGGCGGCCAGGACCGGCCUGACACCGGCCUGUCGGUCUGAAGGCUGGAUCGGGGGGGGGGGGGGGGGGCC
Eptesicus fuscus (big brown bat) is the source of this 845-nucleotide messenger RNA. It is a transcript of the gene NME6, whose product is annotated as NME/NM23 nucleoside diphosphate kinase 6. Bases 237 to 815 code for a protein of 192 amino acids. The record is from RefSeq and is a predicted model, not a curated record. The transcript is spliced from 6 exons. Gene Ontology annotation, molecular function: nucleoside diphosphate kinase activity. Gene Ontology annotation, biological process: GTP biosynthetic process; CTP biosynthetic process; UTP biosynthetic process. Lineage: Eukaryota; Metazoa; Chordata; Mammalia; Chiroptera; Vespertilionidae.